GAGACUGGAUCCGUUCAUGUGCGCAGGAGCAGGGAUACAUCUAGCUCUCGGAACUGCAGAAGACGCUGUGGCAAAGCGACAUUCUUUCAACGCGGAGCUCGCUGGAUUCGCACAGUAAGAAUGGCGGGUGAGCAGAGGAGAACACUCCUCAGAAGGCAAGCGGUGUUUCUCGCCUUGUUUCUUUGCGCGUGGGCUGUCGGAUCCGGACCAGUUCACUACUCUGUGCCCGAGGAAAUGGAAAGCGGGUCCUUUGUGGCGAAUGUAGCAAAGGAUCUGGGACAAGACCCAAAGAGACUGUCCGCUCGCAGGGCCCGUGUGGUGUCCGAGGACAGCCGCCAGCAUUUCCAGCUAGACAGCGACACCGGGGACUUGUUUAUUAAAGAGAAACUGGACAGGGAGGAGCUAUGCGGGGAAGCAGACCCCUGUAUCGUGCACUUGGAAAUCAUCCUGGAAAACCCCUUGCAGUCCUAUCGGGCUGAGGUUUCGGUUUAUGAUGUAAACGAUUACGCUCCGGAAUUCUCCGAUAAAGAACUGAUCCUAAAGAUGCCGGAAACCACUCCUCCUGGGUCCCGCUUCCCUCUGGGAAAAGCCCGGGAUUUAGAUGUCGGAAACAACAGCCUGCAGGGCUAUGCCAUCAGCUCAGCCGACCAUUUCCGCGUCUACACGCGCCAUCGCAGCGACGGAGGGAAGUACGCGGAGCUGGUGUUGGAGCGGCCGCUGGAUCGGGAAAAGCAGGCAGAGAUCAGCUUUGUGCUGACGGCGAUAGACGGAGGCUCCCCGGCGCGGUCAGGCACAGCGCAGGUCCGCGUCAUUGUUCUUGACAGCAAUGACAAUGUUCCCGAGUUUUCCCGGGCACUUUACAAAGCACAGAUUUUGGAAAACACCCAACCAGAUUCUGUGGUUCUGACGGUUUCCGCAACUGAUGCAGACGAAGGAAUUAACGGAGCAAUCUCGUAUUCAUUUAGCCAGAAAUCCGAAACGAAUCUCAACGCAUUCGGCAUAAACCCGCUUACGGGAGAUAUUCGACUUUUGGCCCCACUGGAUUUUGAGGAAACAGACGCCUGUGAGAUAGACGUUCAGGCGACAGACGGCGGGGGGCUGUCAGCGUACAGCAAAGUCCUGGUGGAAGUGACAGAUGUGAAUGACAAUGCCCCAGAGGUUAAAAUCACGUCUCUUAUUAGCCCCAUACCCGAAGAUUCGUCACUUGAGACUGUGGUGGCCCUCUUCAAUGUGAGAGACCGGGACUCCGGGGACAACGGGAGAACAGUCUGCUCCAUAGAAGACGAUCUGCCGUUUUUUCUAAAAUCAACUUCAAAAAAUUCCUACUCUCUGGUGACCCAAAAUACAUUUGACCGAGAGACGGUGUCGGAGUAUAACAUAACCAUCACCGCCAGGGACAUGGGAUCUCCCAGUCUCUCCACUGAAAAGACCAUCACCGUGAAAAUCUCCGACAUUAAUGACAACUCCCCGGUGUUCAGCCAAACGUCAUACACUCUGCACGUCCGAGAAAACAGCGGCCCCGCCCUGUUGCUAGGGCAGGUCCGUGCUUUUGAUUCGGACUCGGAGCAGAACGCCAAGGUGACAUACUCGCUCUUGCCUGCUGAGGCCGGUGGCCUUCCGCUGCUCUCCUAUAUCUCCAUCAACUCGGAGAACGGGAACGUGUACGCGCUGCGAUCCGUGGAUUAUGAGCAGAUCAGAGAGUUCCAGGUGCGGGUGCGCGCUGCGGAUGGCGGGUCCCCCCCGCUGAGCUCUGAAGCCACCGUCCGGGUUGUGAUCUUGGACGAAAACGACAACGCGCCCUUCCUGUUAUACCCUCUGCAGAACAGCAGCUCCCCCGCCAGUGAGCUGGUGCCCCGCUCGGCGGGGCCGGGUUACCUGGUGACGAAGGUGGUGGCCGUGGACGGAGACUCGGGCCAGAAUUCUUGGCUUUCCUACCAGCUGCAGAGGGCCACGGACCCCGGUCUCUUCACGGUGGUUUCCCACAAUGGGGAAAUCAGAACCACGAGGCUCAUAACAGAGCGAGAUUCCAAGAAGCAGAAACUCAUUGUGGUUGUUCGAGACAGCGGCGAAUCGGCUCUUUCUUCCUCUGCAACUCUCACCAUAGCUCUGGUGGAUGGGUUUUCGGACGCACACCUGCAGUAUACCGAGGUCGCUGUGGAAGAGGAAGAGAAUGGCCCGUUAACGCUUUAUUUAGUCAUUUCCUUGUGCUUAGUGUCGUUUGGCUUCUUGGUUUCAGUGAUAAUAUUUAUAUGUAUCAAGCUUUAUAGAAGAAGGAAUUAUGGUGAAAAAUACGUGUCUGCUUCUGCCAAUGGCUACGGUGAUAGCAACUUCCAAACUAAUCUGGUAGAUGUGUCGGGCACCGGGACUCUGUCUCAGAGCUAUCGCUAUGAAGUCUGUUUAACGACUGGAUCAGGAAACAGCGAAUUCAAAUUCCUGAGGCCCGUUCUCCCCUCCUUGCCACCUGGGCAGGGCCCCCCUGGAACGGGCUCUGGGCGAGACCAGGACCUUCUUGCUAACUUUCACCUGAACCCGGACCUGGAGCCAGCGAAUCAGCUCAUAGGAGGAAAAUAAUCUGGAAGAAUAAUUCAAAAUGGGAAGAAUCCCAUUUUAAAACUGCUUGGUGGUGCUGUUGGCCAAGACGGCGCCGAAACAGAACUGUAGGUCCUGUAAACUUUGUUCGGCCAGACAGC
Molecule: messenger RNA, 2690 nt
Organism: Pelodiscus sinensis (Chinese soft-shelled turtle)
Lineage: Eukaryota; Metazoa; Chordata; Testudines; Trionychidae
Source: RefSeq, a predicted model, not a curated record